Molecule: messenger RNA, 1838 nt
Organism: Tigriopus californicus
Lineage: Eukaryota; Metazoa; Arthropoda; Copepoda; Harpacticoida; Harpacticidae
Product: glutamate receptor ionotropic, kainate 1-like
Exons: 4
Coding region: 232-1755 (507 amino acids)
Cellular component (GO): membrane
Molecular function (GO): glutamate-gated receptor activity
Source: RefSeq, a predicted model, not a curated record
AAGUCCGAGGAAACAAAUAACAUCUAUUCAAUUUUCCAUCUAGCACAACAUGUUGAAACUUUGGAGAUUCUCCCAAAAGCACUUUGGACCAAUUUCGACAUUUUCGAGACAAGCUCAGCUUUAACGUACGAUCAGGAUUCAUUCACUCUCCCCAUCCAGGCCAACUCUCCAAACGCCAAUUUAAACUUCAUAGAAUUCAAAAGCUCUGGACUGGCAGUAUUGAACUCAUGCAUGGAUUUGUCGACAAUCGAGUUGUUCCUUUCUAACCAGAUCGCAAUCUUGAUAUUUGAAGAGUGUGAGAUGUCCAACAUCAAACAUAUGCCAAUGAAUCUGGAAUCAAAAAUAUUCACCAUCAAUCAAAAGUGGAAGGUCACAGAGAUCUACAAAAUAGAUUUUGCGAGUGAGAAAGUAACAAGCCAAGCUAUUGGCACUUAUGACCCGAAUAGAGGGUUUGAUUUGGACCGACCAUCCAUUUGGUUGCGUCGUCAAAACUUGCACGGCUACCAUUUCAGAAUGGGGCACCACAAAGAAAGUCGUCCAAUGUUUUUCCAAGCCCCGGAUGGAACUUUCCAGGGAUAUCUGGGUAGCAUCGUCCAACAACUUCAACAUGCUCUCAACUUUAGUUCAACUUUGGUCCCAAGCUCUGACAAUCGUUAUGGAGCUUUGAUUAAUGGGACCACAUUUGAUGGGAUUGUCGGUAUGAUCCAACAUGGCGAAAUUGACUUCGGAAUUGCAGGCAUAUCAAUUACACGAGACCGAUUGCAAGUCAUAGAUAUUCUGGAACCUUGCUGGGUGACAGUUUACAAGCUCCUACUUAAACGCCCGAGUAAUUCCAUUCAAUGGACAACUUACAUCCGAAGUUAUGAUCCUAUGUUCUGGAUAGCAUACUCCAUGAUGAUUUUGCUUUUAACAAUCGUAUCGCUUGGUAUGGCAAGAUAUUGGAGGAUUCCGAAGACAGACAUCCUGGGCCAUUUCUUUGGCGUCAUAUUAAAUCGUGAAAUCACAGCACUCGACUCCAAGACUUUGAAACCGAGUUUGCGAAUCUUAUCGUUCAGUAUGCUGCUGUUUUCUUUCAUUGUAUUUGCCACCUACAAUGCGGUCCUCACGUCGUUCUUGGCCACUCGAGAAGUAUCCAUACCCGUUAGAAACGUGGCAGAUUUCCUUAAACCCGAUGUUAAACUUGCCUUAAAGGCGGGAACGGCCACUUUUGACAUGUUUCGGUAUGCUAAAGAAGGCUCUUUGUUCAAGCAGAUUUACGACACAAAGAUCAAGCCUGACAAGUUAGCAAUCUUUGAGGGAGGCAGUAUUGCUUACGAUAAAACGGAGUCGAAUAAAACUCGGCUCCUAAAUCUGGGCUACUAUUUGAUCUUGGACUCAACUUUCCAUGUACUGGCUAACAGCGAUCCCUGUCAGUACGUCUUUGCUCCGUUUGAGAAAUUCCUCAUCGACUUCAGCUCUUUCGCCCUUACCAAAGAUUCCCCGUUCAAGAACUUGUUCAACUUUCACCUACGAAAGCAACGAGAUUCUGGGAUAUGGCAAACCCUGAGGCAGCGUAUAUCGUUCAGCCGACCAAAUCCAUCCAAUGGAAACGAUUGCAGUAAUGGAGAUGGUGAAGAUGAAAUUGGUUUGAAAUUUGACAUCACGCUGCCGGCAUUUGUGAUCUUUGGUGGCGGAAUCCUUCUCAGUUUGGGCAUUUCCAUUCUUGAAAGAAUUUGUCCCACUUGGGUCUUGGUAUCUGACUGCGUUCAGGUAUAGGGUAAAUUGUGUCAUGUCUACAGCAUAAUAGCUUGAAAUGCUAUUUUCUAAACAUCACCAAUAGAUCGUGACCAUCAAUGGUA